Molecule: messenger RNA, 1254 nt
Organism: Suillus subaureus
Lineage: Eukaryota; Fungi; Basidiomycota; Agaricomycetes; Boletales; Suillaceae
Product: WD40-repeat-containing domain protein
Exons: 5
Coding region: 1-1254 (417 amino acids)
Molecular function (GO): protein binding
Source: RefSeq, a predicted model, not a curated record
AUGAAUACGGCACAGGAAACAACAGAGUACGUUUCAGAUGAAGAAGAGGACGUGUUCAUCGACUCGGGCGAUGUAUUUGCAGAGAUUCCUGAUGACGGUGAUCAUCCUAUGGACGAGGAUGAUGAAGCAGAGGACAUAAUUGGCGAUCUUCCAUCGGGGGAUUCUGAUGUGAACGACAACUCGCUGCAGCACUUUACCACUCACAACGGCUCUGUGUUUGCUAUAUCAUGUCAUCCGACGGAAGCGCUUGCAGUCUCCGGGGGUGAAGAUGAUCUUGGAUACAUAUGGGACAUCACGGAUGGAGAAGUUAUUGUAAAGCUGACUGGACAUACGGAUAGCGUAUGCAGCGCGUCUUUCAGCAGUGAUGGUCAGAUGGUCGCGACUGGUGGAAUGGAUGGCAAGGUGAGGAUAUGGAGAAGAGUUGGCACAGUGGACUUCAGAAAUUGGGAGUUCUUGACUGAGCUUCAAGGCCCAGACGAAGUGAUUUGGCUACGUUGGCAUCCCCGCGGAACAAUUUUACUCGCAGGCUCCAAUGAUUCUACGGUUUGGUUGUGGCAAUUGCCAUCGGGUAAUACCAUGCAGGUAUUCGCCGGACACAGUGGUCCAGUCCAAUGUGGAGAGUUUACACCUGACGGCAAGCGGAUAGUAACCGCCUCUGAGGACGGAUCUCUCAUUUAUUGGGAUCCGCGAUCAUCAACUCCGUUGUUCAAACUUUCACCAGAAGAUGCUCGUUUUGAUCUUGAGAGCAUUACAUCUCUUGCAGUAAAUGCUUCUUCUACCCUCGCAGUUGUUGGUGGAACGUCGGGAAGUGUGCGUGUAGUAAGUCUUAGCAAGGGUGAGGUCGUCGGUGCCCUUGGGGGACACGCUGAGGGGGAGAGCGUUGAAGCUGUACAAUUUGUCGAUCUCGGUGGAACAGGAAGCAGUCCUGGUGUUGUAGUCACUGGUGGGACGGAUGGGAAAGCGUGUGUAUGGGACCUAACCACAAUGAGACUUCGCGCAACUCUCGAGCAUCAGGAUGCAGUUACGUCACUAUUGGGUCACCCGGCACCAAAAAGUCAUUUGAUAGUGUCGGCGUCCGCAGACAACACACUCCGGACGUGGGAUACUCGCACUGGCGCACUAAUCAAGGAGCACACCGGGCACCAUGGCCCUAUACUCAGCGCGUCUCUGGGACUUCAAGGUUCUGUGGUUGUUAGCGGUGGGGAUGAUUCGGCUUGCCUAGUCUUCACUACGGAGAUCGAUGAGUCAGGAUAG